Messenger RNA from Eruca vesicaria subsp. sativa (arugula), 609 nucleotides. The record is from the annotation of a GenBank genome assembly. NCBI's taxonomy places the organism in Eukaryota, Viridiplantae, Streptophyta, Magnoliopsida, Brassicales, Brassicaceae.
AUGGCUACCUCCGAGAAGAAGAUUGGGGAAUCUAAAAAGCCAAAAUCCAUAAGGCGCAAUACAUACCUGAAUAAGAAGUUCAAGAAGAAGGAUAAAGAUCACGGCAUAUUCUGUUCUUGCUCUCUAUCUCCCGCCUCCUCUUCAACUCUAUGCGGCAGUGACUGCAGUUGUCGUAUUAUACUAUCAAGCUGUUCAUCUACUUGCGGGUGUAGAUGUGAGUGCACCAACAAGCCGUUCGAAAAAAGACGUAUCAAGAAGAUGAAACGAGUUCAGACAGAGAAAUGUGGAGAUGGGAUUGUAGCAGAUGAAGAUAUCAAUGCAGGAGAGUUUAUCAUCGAAUAUGUUGGGGAAGUUAUCAAUAAAAAGAUUUGUGAAGAGAGGCUUAGGGAGAUGAAUCAUAAGGAGGAGACAAACUUCUAUUUGUGUCAAGUAAACUCGAAUAUGGUGAUUGAUGCUACUUACAAGGGGAAUAAAUCAAGAUAUAUCAAUCACAGCUGCAAUCCUAAUGCAAAGAUGCAGAAAUGGGUAAAUGAUGGAGAGAUAAGAAUCGCCAUCUUUGCAACUCGUGACAUAAAAAAAGGAGACGACGUGACGUACGAUUACCAGUAA